GACAUAUAAUACAUGAUCAGAUGAAGCCGAACGGCAAACCCUAGCCCUCUUCGGAUGCUACGGCGCCCGUCCCGGCCGCCGCCGCGCCGCCGCGAACGACAUCAUGGACUUUGCCGAGUUGGAGGCGAUCGAGGGCCUCCGAUGGCCGUGGAACGCCUGGCCACCGUCGAGGAGCGACGCCGCGGCCCUCGUCGUCCCCCUCAGCGUGAUGUGCUCACCGCUGAUGCCCCUCCCUGACCUUCCCGUCCUCCCCUAUGAACCCCUCCUCUGCGCCAGCUGCCGCGCUGCUCUCAACCCCUACGCCCGAGUUGACUACCGCAGCGCCCUCUGGACCUGUCCCUUCUGCUCCCACAAGAAUCCCUUUCCCAGAACCUACGCCGGUAUCGGCGAGAACAACCUCCCAGCCGAGCUCUUCCCCACCUACAGCACCGUCGAGUACGCCCUUGCCAGGAACCCCCGCCCGAAUCCUGGUCCCCGUGGUGGAUUCGGGCUGUCCUCGUCGUCGGUACCCUCGUCAUUGUCUGCUUCGGCGUCCUCGUCGUCGCUGUCAGGGCUGGACGCAUCGCGGGUGCUGGAGCCAGCAUUUGUUUUCGUGGUUGAUGUGUGCUCGGAGCAGGAGGAGCUGCGAGCGCUGAAAAAUGAGAUCUUGCAUGUCGUGGCGCAGCUGCCGGAGAAUACGAUGGUCGGGCUGAUCUCAUUUGGAUCAAUGGUGUGGGUGCACGAUCUGGGAUACACUGAUUGCCCCAAGGUUAUGGUGUUUUGUGGUGAUCGGGAGCUCACUUCCGAGAAGAUCCAGCAGCUUAUGAGAGUCUCUAAUCACUCCAAAUUGGGAAUGGCUCAAUCCAUCCAAAAACAUGGCUUUUUACUACCAGUGUCUGAAUGUGAAUUCAAUUUUACAUCAUGGGUUGAAGAACUUAACUCCACACAUAAUGCUUUACCUGGUCAUCGCCCUUCGAGGGCUACAGGUGCAGCAAUCUCAACAGCGGUUGCUCUUCUAGAGGUUUGCUCAGUUAAUGCUGGUGGUCGUGUAAUGGUGUUCACAUCUGGACCAGCAACUAUUGGUCCUGGAAUGAUUGCAGAGACUGAUUUAAGUAAAUCUAUAAGGACACACCGAGAUCUUGUAAAUGGCAAUGCUCCCUUCACUGAUAGAGCUCGUGGUUUCUACAAGCAACUGGCUCAUAGAUUGGUCGAUGGUUCAUUUGUUCUUGAUCUGUUUGCUUGCUCUCUUGAUCAGGUUGGAACUGCUGAGAUAAGAUAUCCGAUUGAAAGCUCUGGUGGUUUUUUGGUGCUUGCAGAUUCAUUCGAGUCAGAGCAGUUCAGGAAAUGUUUAAGGCACAUCUUUAAACGUGAAGGUGCAGACCAUCUUAAUAUGAACUUUGAUGCAACCAUUGAGAUUGUGACCACCAAGGAAGUUAAGAUAUGUGGGGCACUGGGACCUUGCAUGUCUCUUAGAAAAAAGAACAACUCAGUGAGCGAAAAGGAAAUUGGCCAUGGUGGAACCAAUACGUGGAAGAUGAGCACACUCAUGAGCAAGACAUGCAUCGCUUUCAUCUUCCAAGUUAGCACUGACAAUGUUGAGCCACCACCUGUCCUCUUUAUUCAGUUCAUGACACGCUAUCGUCAUGGUAAUGGUGGAUUUCGCCUAAGAGUGACCACUGCUGCUAGAAGAUGGGUUAAGCCCCACUCGCCAGAGCUUACUGCAGGGUUUGAUCAAGAGGCUGCUGCUGCUGUCAUGGCCAGACUUGCAGUCCAUAGGGCUGAGGAAUACCAUGCUCGGGAUGUCAUCAGAUGGCUGGAUAAAAUGCUUAUUCGUUUCACAGCUAAAUUCGGGGAUUAUGUGCCAGAAGAUCCAUCCACAUUUCGGUUGUCAUCUAACUUUUCCCUCUUUCCACAGUUCAUAUAUUAUUUACGUAGAUCACAAUUCAUUGAUGUCUUUAAUAGCACCCCAGAUGAGACCGCCUUCUUCAGGCUGAUGCUGAAUCGGGAAGGGGUGGUCGGUUCACUUAUCAUGAUCCAGCCUACCCUAUUCCAGUACUCGUUUGAUGGACCACCCAUUCCUGUACUACUUGAUGUUAGCUCAAUCUCUCCAGAUGUUAUUUUGCUCUUCGAUUCUUAUUUCCACAUAGUGAUUCACUAUGGAUCAAAGAUUGCCCAGUGGAGGAAGCUUGGGUAUGACAAGGACCCAAACCAUGAGAACUUGAGGAAGCUGCUAGAGGCACCAGAGAUUGAUGCUGAGGCGCUCAUAGCCGAUCGCAUUCCUGUGCCAAAGCUAGUUAAGUGUGAUCAGCAUGGGAGCCAGGCAAGGUUCCUACUGGCAAGGCUAAAUCCCUCUGUGACCCAGAAGACUCUGCUUACAGAUGGCUCCGAAGUUAUCUUCACAGAUGAUGUGAGCUUGCAAGUGUUUAUAGAGCACUUACAAGAGCUAGCUGUGCAGGGUUGACUACCUCUUGUUGUAUAUAAGUCCUUUGUGGGGUUUGGUGGGAUUAAUUUUUCUAGGUUUCCCACUCCUGUUGUAAUUUUGUACAAAAAUCUUGUCACACUGCUGCUUUCUUGCUGGUUAUGAUUGUGAAGGGAAAAAUGUAAGGCUGAAAUUUUGGGUCUUCA
This is a messenger RNA of Musa acuminata AAA Group (dessert banana), 2604 nucleotides long. Its product is annotated as protein transport protein SEC23 G. Gene Ontology annotation, cellular component: endoplasmic reticulum exit site; COPII vesicle coat. The record is from RefSeq and is a predicted model, not a curated record. Gene Ontology annotation, molecular function: zinc ion binding; GTPase activator activity. The coding region runs from base 104 to 2440 and encodes 778 amino acids. Gene Ontology annotation, biological process: COPII-coated vesicle budding; COPII-coated vesicle cargo loading; intracellular protein transport. The transcript has 2 exons. NCBI's taxonomy places the organism in Eukaryota, Viridiplantae, Streptophyta, Magnoliopsida, Zingiberales, Musaceae.